AUGUCGUCGUCUGCUAGAAAUGAAGAAUCGUCUGCCUGUAUUUCGGAAGCCGAUAAAUUGGAAAUGUUUGAAACAUUUCAAAGUUGGGCCAUCAAAAAUUAUGGGGACAGUGGCAAGACUAAAACUGUGACAAGAAAAAAGUAUGAUCGAAUUACUAAUAUCUUAUCUGGAGAGGAACAAUCGACAUCCGAAAAUUCUAAAUUCAGGUUUUGGGUGAAAGCCAAAGGAUUUCGACUAAGUUGUGAAAUUGAGAAGGAGGAUGAACCGGAGCCAUUCCUUGAAGUACCCAGUAAAACAACGGGUACAUGUAUACUUCCAAAUCACUUUAUUAUGGGUUGUGGGGAAGGUCUCUAUUUACGUCAAGGAUUGUAA
Lottia gigantea (owl limpet) is the source of this 372-nucleotide messenger RNA. RefSeq lists its product as hypothetical. Bases 1 to 372 code for a protein of 123 amino acids. Lineage: Eukaryota; Metazoa; Mollusca; Gastropoda; Lottiidae. The transcript has 2 exons. The record is from RefSeq and is a predicted model, not a curated record.